This is a messenger RNA of Cebus imitator (Panamanian white-faced capuchin), 2764 nucleotides long. It is a transcript of the gene HSPA2, whose product is annotated as heat shock protein family A (Hsp70) member 2. Gene Ontology annotation, biological process: cellular response to unfolded protein; vesicle-mediated transport; protein refolding. Gene Ontology annotation, cellular component: cytoplasm; plasma membrane; nucleus. Bases 371 to 2296 code for a protein of 641 amino acids. The record is from RefSeq and is a predicted model, not a curated record. Gene Ontology annotation, molecular function: misfolded protein binding; ATP-dependent protein folding chaperone; ATP binding. The transcript has a single exon. Lineage: Eukaryota; Metazoa; Chordata; Mammalia; Primates; Cebidae.
GAGCCGGGGGCGCGCGAAGUGCCGCGGCCCAGCGGCCGGGAGUCUGGGAGGAGCCUCAUUUACAUAACGGCCGCCCCUCUGUCUCCUGGCGCGGGCGGAGUCCCGCCCCUCGUCCAACUUGAAAUCUGUUGGGCCACCGGCUAGUCACUCCGACCCAGCCAAGCCCGCGGUGGGGCUGGAAGAGUUUGUGAGGGCGGUCCCGGGAGCGGAUUGGGUCUGGGAGUUCGCGGAGGCGGCUAUAAGGACCGGGAACCGGGCACCGGGAGCGGGGAGUUGUUGGUAGUGCUCGGUGUGCGGCGACCGUUAGUUGACGCCGCGGGGUGCGUCUCCCUGGUUUUCCCGUCCUAACAUCGCUCGCCUUUCAGUCAGGAUGUCUGCCCGCGGCCCGGCUAUCGGCAUCGACCUGGGCACCACCUACUCGUGCGUGGGGGUCUUCCAACAUGGCAAGGUGGAGAUCAUCGCCAACGACCAGGGCAACCGCACCACCCCCAGCUACGUGGCCUUCACGGACACCGAGCGCCUCAUCGGCGACGCCGCCAAGAACCAGGUGGCCAUGAACCCCACCAACACCAUCUUCGACGCCAAGAGGUUGAUCGGACGGAAGUUCGAGGACGCCACCGUGCAGUCGGACAUGAAACACUGGCCGUUCCGGGUAGUGAGCGAGGGAGGCAAGCCCAAAGUGCAAGUGGAGUACAAGGGGGAGACCAAGACCUUCUUCCCGGAGGAGAUAUCCUCCAUGGUCCUCACGAAGAUGAAGGAGAUCGCGGAAGCCUACCUGGGGGGCAAGGUGCACAGCGCGGUCAUCACGGUCCCGGCCUAUUUCAACGACUCGCAGCGCCAGGCCACCAAGGACGCGGGCACCAUCACGGGGCUCAACGUGCUGCGAAUCAUCAAUGAGCCCACGGCGGCGGCCAUAGCCUACGGCCUCGACAAGAAGGGCUGCGCGGGCGGCGAGAAGAACGUGCUCAUCUUUGACCUGGGCGGCGGCACCUUCGACGUGUCUAUUCUGACCAUCGAGGAUGGCAUCUUCGAGGUGAAGUCCACGGCCGGCGACACCCACCUGGGCGGCGAGGACUUCGACAACCGCAUGGUGAGCCACCUGGCGGAGGAGUUCAAGCGCAAGCACAAGAAGGACAUUGGGCCCAACAAGCGCGCCGUGAGGCGGCUGCGCACCGCCUGCGAGCGCGCCAAACGCACCCUGAGCUCGUCCACGCAGGCGAGCAUCGAGAUCGACUCGCUCUACGAGGGCGUGGACUUCUACACGUCCAUCACCCGCGCCCGCUUCGAAGAGCUCAAUGCCGACCUCUUCCGCGGGACCCUGGAGCCGGUGGAGAAAGCGCUGCGCGACGCCAAGCUGGACAAGGGCCAGAUCCAGGAGAUUGUGCUGGUGGGCGGCUCCACUCGUAUCCCCAAGAUCCAGAAGCUGCUGCAGGAUUUCUUCAACGGCAAGGAGCUGAACAAGAGCAUCAACCCCGACGAGGCGGUGGCCUAUGGCGCUGCGGUGCAGGCGGCCAUCCUCAUCGGUGACAAAUCGGAGAACGUGCAGGACCUGCUGCUACUCGACGUGACCCCGCUGUCACUGGGUAUCGAGACAGCUGGCGGUGUCAUGACCCCACUCAUCAAGAGGAACACCACAAUCCCUACCAAGCAGACGCAGACCUUCACCACCUACUCAGACAACCAGAGCAGCGUGCUGGUGCAGGUAUAUGAGGGCGAACGGGCCAUGACCAAGGACAAUAACCUGCUGGGCAAGUUCGACCUGACCGGGAUUCCCCCUGCUCCCCGCGGGGUCCCCCAGAUCGAGGUUACCUUCGACAUCGACGCCAACGGCAUUCUUAACGUUACCGCCGCCGACAAGAGCACCGGUAAGGAAAACAAAAUCACCAUUACCAACGACAAAGGUCGUCUGAGCAAGGACGACAUUGACCGGAUGGUGCAGGAGGCGGAGCGGUACAAGUCGGAGGAUGAGGCGAAUCGCGACCGAGUCGCCGCCAAAAACGCCGUGGAGUCCUAUACCUACAACAUCAAGCAGACGGUGGAAGACGAGAAACUGAGGGGCAAGAUUAGCGAGCAGGACAAAAACAAGAUCCUCGACAAGUGUCAGGAGGUGAUCAACUGGCUCGACCGAAACCAGAUGGCAGAAAAAGAUGAGUUUGAACACAAGCAGAAAGAGCUCGAAAGAAUUUGCAACCCCAUCAUCAGCAAACUUUACCAAGGCGGUCCUGGCGGCGGCGGCGGCGGCAGCAGCGGAGGUUCAGGAGCCUCCGGGGGACCGACCAUCGAAGAAGUGGACUAAGCUUGCACUCAAGUCAGCGUAAACCUCUUUGCCUUUCUCUUUGUUUUCUUUUUUCUUUUUUUGUUUCUUUGAAAUGUCCUUGUGCCAAGUAUGAGAUCUAUUACUGGAAGUCUUUAGAUUGGUGUAUGCAAAUGGAGGUGCAACAACUUAGGUUAAUUAUAAAAGGUUAGUUACAAAGUUUGGUUUUUAAAAACAUUAUUUGAGGUUUCUCUUUAAUGCAUUUUGUGUGUUUGCUGACUUGAGCAUUUUUGAUUAGUUGGUGCAUGGAGAUUUGAUUGAGAUGAGAAACCUGAAGUUUGCACACCUGUUCUAUAGAAGCUUAGAAACAAUAAAAUAUAGAGGAGCUUGAAUUGUUUAUUUUUAUGUGCUAUUUUAAACUGAACAUUGCAGUAAUGUUAAGGACAGGUAUCCUUUUGGAAACAAAUGCAUAAAUGCAAAUUUAAAGUAAAGCUGAAAUUGAUCUCAAAA